AAUCGGGCUUAGUAUAGCAUCAAUUGAGUAAAUAUGGUUGAGUACCAAGCGCACACUGAGACCACGAGACGUGGCCAACGCGAAUCAAUCGAGACUCCAUAUUUAAAUUCAGCAGAGACACAAUGUAGCUCUCGUCAACGCUUACUCGACUCAGGCCUCACUCCCAAAAGUUCGGACGGAGAAGCAUGCCCUUCAAGACGGCGCUUCACUAUAUGGCAGAGCAUCGGCCUCUUUAGCUUUCUCUCCCUUGUACUUGGAACCGCUUUCACACUUGCUUCAUGCGGUAUCCUCAUUUAUCUCUGGCGUGGUGCUGAUCUGGCGCAUGAUCGCAAUGAGCCGCAGUUCUGGAAGACCAUCGCCACAAGCGGCUGGGCCGCCAGAGUCACCACCAUAUGCUCUGCAGCUAUACGCACUUCAAUCGCAGUCCAAGUUGGUGUCAUUGCAGCCGCACUUUCGGCGAUUAUCCUUGAGACUACAGGCGUUUGCUUUAAUGACGUUCCAAUCCUAUCCUCUGAGAGAGCUUCAAAGUCGGGCUUCAUCAACAUCUUUCCAGCAGUCCUCAGGCAAACUACAGGGAAUCCAUUGAGCAUCUUGUACUCGUUCAUUACUAUCUUGGGCUUGACUAUCAUGGCGGUUUCGACAUUUAUCUCUACCAUUCUUCUCUCUGACUUUACUACAGCAAAGGUCGCCUCCCCAGGCGUGACGCACGACCAGGCCAUCGCCUCCAAACACCCUGCCGAUUGGCGCUUCAACUACAAGGGCCCUACGUAUUGGGGAUCUAAGCCAUCUGUCCAAUGGCGCUUCGCAGACGAUCGAAUUGGAAAAUCUCAGUACGGUGAUACCGGCGAUGUUUAUCGUGCCAUGCUGCCGUUUUCGGAUGUGACCUCGAGAACAUCGCUUGAGUCCUACAACGGACCUGCUUUGGUUGCCAACGUUCGUACCGUUUGUCGCGCCCCUCCGUUGCAGAACUCGAGUAUUUCUGCCCAGGGAAUGGUUAGCCCGCACUUCGGAGACGCGAAAGAUAGUGUGUCAGCGGUUCUAAAUACGACAGGGCCGUCUGAGUGUAUGCUCUAUUGUCGAGAUGAGGGUAAAUUGACAGGCUGGCCUGUGUCUCUGUGCGACUAUUCCGGCUCUUUCAUGCCCCAGCCCGAACUUCCAAUAGAUCCAAAGACAGAAAGGAAGCACAGCUUCCAGCAAAUGCUCGUCGUCAAUGCGACGACCAAUAUUGCUGCAGACGGGUUUAGGGAUACUAAUGGAGGACCCCCGCCCAAACGUCUACGGAAUCUGACUUAUGAGAUGGGAGAUGUAUGGACCAAAGCAUACGAUGCCAAUGGGGAUCAUAUUCUAAGUGCCACUUUCUGUUUCCUCAACACAUACCCUGCGCAGAUAUACAACGUUAGCAUGUCUGGGCAUCAAACUGCCAGGGAACCUGGUCUCAAUGCCCGCAAGAUUGACAGCGCUCGUCUUCAACUUGGGAACGAGGGGGACUCCGCGAAGCGCGGGAUUCUUGACCUCGACAUCGGACGGCGCCUGAACGUCAGUUCUCGUCUUGUAGACUUUGUCGAGGGAGUUCCGAUGGAAGACGGACCGACCCACGAUCCAUAUUAUAGGACUUUGGGGCUCGAACAUCCAUCGAUGUCCAACACGACUUGGGGUAUGAUGUCACCAGCACAGGAAGUCGAGCAAGGAUGGUCAGCGAAUCUUGCACAUAUCUCGCUCUUCCAGAGUAUCAUACAGGAAACAGAAGACCCUGCCAUGGCGAUUCAAGGUCUGAUGACUCGGCUGUAUCAGAUGGUCUAUUACAACUGGCUUGAAGAAUAUGACCUCAAAUACCCUGUGAACACUAUACAUACGCAAGAUCGGCUUAUACCGACUAGAUGGACUGGGCUUAUUAUUGUUCUCGUUCUUAUUACGGUACAUCUUGGGCUCGUCUUUACAACAAUUAUUCUCCUUAUGCUAAAGACCAGGGCUUCAGCGCUUGGGAACACUUGGCAUACUCUUGUGCAGACAGCGCGAAUGGCUGAUGGCGUUGAGGGGGCGGAUAUGAUGUUGGAUGAUGAGGUUGAGAAGUGGACCAAGGCGACUGGUAGGAAUAUCGACGUCUGUGGUAUAAAGAAGUCGGGCAAGGAUGGCAAGGUUGAGGUUCAACUGUUGAGAAACAGGAGCUGA
Messenger RNA from Fusarium odoratissimum NRRL 54006, 2169 nucleotides. RefSeq lists its product as uncharacterized. The transcript is spliced from 2 exons. The record is from RefSeq and is a predicted model, not a curated record. The coding region runs from base 34 to 2169 and encodes 711 amino acids. NCBI's taxonomy places the organism in Eukaryota, Fungi, Ascomycota, Sordariomycetes, Hypocreales, Nectriaceae.